AUGGCGUUCACCGGUGAGAAGGUUGCGGAUAAGAGCGGUGAAAGGGGACCCAAAUCGGGCAAGAAGGCGCGGGGGAGCGGUGGUUCGACCACGACUAGAAUGGCGUCAAAGGCGGCCAUGGAGCGUGUGAAGGCAGCUGAUAGGGAGAACAAGAAGCUGAGGGAGGAGAAGUUGGUGGCGGAGAAGAGGCUGGACGACCAGGUGGCCCGGAUGGACACACUAUUCUCCGUGGUUACCAUGGUCGUCGAGAAGCUCUCGUCGGUGACCGACUGCAUGUCCUCUCUCGAGAAGACGUCAGGGGCGAGAAUCGAAACGGCGGUGGAUGCUAUGAGGGUGAUCGUGCAAGAUGUGGUGAACAAUCGCGGCUCCCUCAUAGAACACAUGAACCAGAGGUGGCUGCUCACCGUAGAGGCAUUGCACUUGACGGCUACUACUCUGAAGGGUAGGCGACGUGAAGACGACGACCUGUUGUUGCGAGGUGUGGUAGAUGCUCUGGAGCUUAGGGACAACGUGGUGAAGACGGUCACCUCCGCGACCCAACAGGGCUUUGGUGCAGCCAGCGCAACAGGGGACACCAGCCGCCUCUUCUGCACCUGCAGAGGACCCUACCGCGACUGGCACCAAAUCCCCGGCGACGGGAAGCAGAAGCGCAAGAGCAAGGCGAAGGCUGGCUCUUCCAAGGGGACGGCCAAAGCGGCUCCGCAGGGUCGGAAGGGUUCAGGCGUCCGUGUUGACAAGGAGACGGGGCUGGCCGUGGCGGAGAUGAAGUUUGGCAGAAAGAGCCGUUACAUUUGCCGGUCGAUGGACAAGACGGAGGCUGCCUACUGCAUCGUGGUCGCCGUGUCAGCAUUCGACGGCUACGUGAGCGACGUGAUACUCGGCAAGUUCGGUUGUGUCAAGGAGGAUGUGAUGAAGCAGUAUGAGUCAGACAGGGAUGUGGCGCGAUUGAUGUCGGGCGGCAUGUGGAUGGUCAUGUGGAGCCGUGGAGCAAACCUAUUCCGCGACAGGUUCCAAGACGUGGUCAACGAGUACAACAGGAUCUUCGACGACCGUGCAGCUCUCAUGGUGGCUCUUCGUCAUGCGUUGUGGUUCCGCGGCCUUCCGGAGUCGACCAAGGACGAGGAGGCCGCAAAAAAGAAGAUGACCAAUGCCAUGGUGGAGGCCAUGGCCGGCGAAGGAGGGGCGGCAGCGACUGUGCGCGGAGCGUCCUCUGAGUUCGCGCAUCGGUGUAAGAGCGUCAUCGAGGUGGUGCUUCAACGGGCGCCGUCCCAUCAGGCCGGCGAAGAGGAAGUCGCUGACAUGGUGAAGAAGGCUAUGAAAGAGGAUGCGCUGCGCUUUCUGCCUCAGAACGGGGACGAGCAAGACCACGACGAGGUGAUCGCCCGUGUCAUGACCGAGAACCUCGCCUUCUGGGGGGACAGCAGUGUCGACGGCCCUAAACUCAAAGCUUGCGGUGUCGUGUUGCCUACUAACGCCGAGAUGAAGACGAUCAUUCGGGACAAGGGGCCGAGGGGGCAGCACAAAGGGAAGCAGGCGGUCGACGCCUAG
Closterium sp. Yama58-4 is the source of this 1548-nucleotide messenger RNA. Lineage: Eukaryota; Viridiplantae; Streptophyta; Zygnematophyceae; Desmidiales; Closteriaceae. The record is from the annotation of a GenBank genome assembly.